AUUAUUUAAGAAAUGAUAAUAAUUCUAGGUUUGUUGAUUUUAUGCGUGUCAGGAUAGAAUGAAGUAAAGGUUUCAUUUAAUGAACUUGAAUCUCCAGUGUCUAACAUUUAUUGGUGUGGAUCAUCUGUUGUAUUUACAAAAGAUGAUGAAACAAUUGAAUAAACUCAUUAGGAGAGCAGAAAAGUGCUGUUCAUUCUUACAGACAAAGGGAAAAUAUGGAGAUCAGCAGAUUACGGGACAACUUGGUUGGAUGAAACAAAGAGUUGGGAAAAGAUGGAACCAGAAAAUAAAUAAUUACAAUUCGAAAGUAUUCAUAUUUCACCAGCUGAUUCAAGGGUUAUAUUCUUUUUUGGUUCAAAUGGUAUUAGUUAUAAAUCUAAGAAUUGUGGUCGAACUUAUACAAGGUUCACACAUUCAGAAGACCUUUAUGAUUUUAAAUUGAAUAAGAUGGAUUCUUAAUGGAUUAUGGCUUUUAAAGACAAACCCUGUGGCAAAAAUGAUAUUAAUUGUAAAGACUUUUAUAAGAAAUCAAUUUAUGUCACUGAAGAUGGAGGUGAAACUUGGAAAUCAGCAUUAAAUUAUGUCAGAGAUGCUGCAUGGGACAAACUCUUAUAAUAUCAAUUAAUCCCUGAUCAAAGAAUAAUAGUGUGUCACAUGAAGGAAGGCAAAUCUGUUAUUUCCUACUCAGAUGACUAUUUUGCGACUGUCUAAACAAUGUAAGAAAAUGCUUUGGGAUUCUUCUAAACAUCCCAUUACAUAUUCGUACUUACUACGGGCGAAGAUGGAGAAACUGGAUAUGAAUUGCUGAUAGCUCCUGCUUAUUUAGAUAAAUUCUCACCAUAACCUGUAUAAUUACCUAUUCCUUUGAAUUAGCAUACAUUUACUAUUCUAGAUACUUCAGAAGGAUAGAUAUUUUUGUCUGUUUCUCAUAAGGAAGAAAAUCAAAGAUUAACUAAUGUAUACGUAAGUGAUUUUAGAGGAUUUAAAUUCACUCUAUCUUUGUUACAUAAUGUGAGAUCUCUUGAUACUGGAAAUUGUGAUUUCGAGAGAAUGCUUGGCAUGGAAGGAGUUUAUGUUUCUAACGUAUUUGAUCAUCAAGAAGUAGAGAAAUCAAAAUCAAGAAGUUCAAUCACUCCUGCCACCCUAGAAUUAUAUAAAAAAACUGUACAAAAUCAAUUUAUUCUUAUUUUUAGUUCAUUUCCUAUGAUAGAGGCGGUUAAUGGCAUCCAUUAAAAGCUCCAGAAGUUGAUUCAAAAGGAGAUGAAAUAUAGUGUUCUGGAGAUUGCUCUUUACACCUGAAAGGAAGAACAGAAGCCAAUCAAAAUCCACUCUAUUCUAGUUAAAAUGCUCCUGGACUUAGUAUUGGUGUUGGAAAUACAGGUCUAUAUUUGACUUAGAAAGAUCACGAAGUCAACACCUAUCUGACCAGAGAUGGAGGUCAUGAAUGGUUUGAAAUCAGAAAGGGUUCCCAUAUGUAUGAAAUUGGAGAUAGAGGUGGUCUCAUUGUUAUGGGUCAAGACGAUAAACCCAUUAAUCAAAUCAUUUAUUCUUGGGAUUAAGGAUUUUCAUGGGAAGAAGUUAAAAUUGGCCAGAAGGAAUUUGAAAUUCAGAACAUAGUCACCGAACCUUCCAAUAUGGAAUAGAAGUUCAUUGUAUAUGGAUAAAGCAGAUCAUAAGAAAAUCAAUUAAAAGGAUAUGUCGUAGCAUUGAAUUUCUAAACUCUUCAUUAAAGAGUAUGCUCUGGUGCCUGGGAUCCAACAAUGCCUGAAUCAGAUUAUGAAUUUUGGAUUCCUAAAAACUUUGAAUCUGGUAAAUGUUUAUUUGGUAGAAAAAUCAAGUACAUCAGAAGGAAAAGAGAGGCUAAGUGUUUCAAUCAAGAGGAAAUUGAUAAAAAGUUCUUCAUCGAAACUUGUCCUUGCAUAGAGGAUGAUUGGGAAUGUGAUUUUGGAUUCUAUAGGAAAAUCGAAGGAGGACCUUGUGUGCCAAUUGCUGAUAAAUUUGAAGAAGAUGACACUCCAGAUUUAUUAAAACCUCCUGUUAAUUGCAAAUAGACUUACAUGAAAACAUAAGGCUACAGAAAGGUUUCUGGAGACUAUUGUUAAGGUGGUAUUGAUCUAUCCCCUAUUGAAACACCUUGUCCAAACACCUAAACAAAUAGUACUUCGUUGAAUAAUACUGAAAUUCCAAUUAAUGAUAUCAAAUAACCUACAAUUAGCAAACCAUAAAUCAAUAACUCCUCAACUUAACUUAAUUCAUCAAAAUAAAAUUCAUAUUUAUGGUACGUUGUAGCCUUCUUAGGUGCUGUCAUAUUAAUUUUGUUCUUUAAGGAUAAAAUCAUUAAGUAGUUUUUAAUUAUAAAUUUUAGUCUAUUUAGCCCUAAACCACCAAAGAAACCCUAAUCCUAUAUGGGAAAAGGUAAUUACGAACAACUGAAAUUAUUUAGUGGAAAUGACGAUGAUGACGAAGCUGGCCUUUGA
Molecule: messenger RNA, 2477 nt
Organism: Paramecium octaurelia
Lineage: Eukaryota; Ciliophora; Oligohymenophorea; Peniculida; Parameciidae
Source: the annotation of a GenBank genome assembly